Molecule: messenger RNA, 1308 nt
Organism: Saccostrea echinata
Lineage: Eukaryota; Metazoa; Mollusca; Bivalvia; Ostreida; Ostreidae
Product: vacuolar protein-sorting-associated protein 36-like
Exons: 13
Coding region: 30-1178 (382 amino acids)
Biological process (GO): protein transport to vacuole involved in ubiquitin-dependent protein catabolic process via the multivesicular body sorting pathway
Cellular component (GO): ESCRT II complex; late endosome membrane
Molecular function (GO): ubiquitin binding; phosphatidylinositol-3-phosphate binding
Source: RefSeq, a predicted model, not a curated record
UAAAAGAGUCAACUCCAAAUGGCAAAAUAAUGGAUCGGUUUGAGUGGAGUGACACAGAUUUAGUUCCUGGAGAAGAACGGGUGAACUUUCAAACAGGAAUAGCCAUUUAUGACGGACAUGACAAGACCAGUUUUGAAAAUGGAGCAUUGACACUAACUACUCACAGAGUUAUAUGGAAGGAUAGUAAGGACAGGACAAGAGUUUUAGCUUUGCAGCACAGUCUUGUGGUAUAUAUUGAAGAACAACCAUCAGGAUUUGCCAAGAGUGCUAAGAUUGUGGUUCAUGUAUCUGCACCUGGACCAGGGAAGAAGCCUGGCCCUGUUACAAGCAGUCGCUAUGACUACAUCAGGUUCUCCUUCAGAGAAGCAGGUGAAGGUCAGUUUUUUAGAGAUUAUAAUGAACAGCUGCAACAAAGGAAAUGGGAAAAUUUAUUACCAGCAAGAAACCCAGCAGCAAAGGCUCCUCGUCACAGAGCUGGGAUCAUGGGUAUAGAACAAACAAUUCAACAGUCUCAGGCAAACACAAACAAAAACAUCUCUCAAGCUUUCCAAGAUCUCACAAAGCUUAUGGAGAAGGCAAAGGAAAUGGUGACCCUUUCAAAAACCAUAGCAACAAAGAUCAAAGAUAAACAAGGGGACAUAACCGAUGAUGAGACAAUAAAAUUUAAGUCCUACUUGUUAAGUAUGGGUAUCCCAGAUCCUGUUACCAGGGAAACACAUGGAUCAGGUGACAAGUAUUACACAGAGCUGGCAAGACAGCUGUCCAGUGUACUGGAAAAACCACUCAAGGAGUUUGGUGGCAUCAUGACCCUUACAGAUGUUUACUGUAGAGUGAACAGGGCACGGGGAAUGGAGUUACUGUCACCAGAAGAUUUAUUAAAUGCUUGUGAGAUGUUAGAGAUUCUACGACUUCCUGUCAGACUGAAGACCUUUGAUAGUGGAGUGAUGGUGUUACAGUUACAAAGUCAUGAUGAAGAACAAGUUAUCCAUCUAACAACUCAACUGGUGGAGGAUAAAGGUUCACUCACUGCCGAAGACUUAUCCAAAGAAGUCGGUGUGUCAGUUAUUUUGGCCAAGGAAAGGUUACUUUUGACGGAGAAGGUCGGUGGUAUAUGCCGUGAUGAGUGUGUUGAAGGACUUAGAUUUUAUCCCAAUCUUUUCUUGACUAAAGUCACUUGAUGAUGGCCAGGAAAUAAAAAAAAAUAUUUCAACAUUGUAUUGUUAAAUUUAUUGUUUUCAUUUAGCUUGUACUGUAUUUGUAAAAUGUAUUUGCAUGUAAAACAGGACAUUAAAAAUAUAAAAUAAGCAA